AUGUCAUUUGCUCCUCCCUCCGGGCCCCCGCCUCCUUCAGUCCCUGAAGGAUGGAAAGCCCAAUUCGACGACCGAUAUAAGCAAUGGUUCUAUGUAGAUCUACGCACCGGCAGAUCGCAAUGGGAGCGUCCCGAAGGACCAACCUACAUGGAAGACUCGCAGAGACCACCCAGCGGGCCACCGCCGUCAUACGAUGCCUCAGGUCCUGGUGAUCGACCUGCUUCAGCGGCCGCCGGCGACAAGAAACCGCUGGGCUCAAGAAAUCCGUACAAUAGCCAACCGGAUUCUACGUUAGAGAGCGAUGCCCGCUUAGCUGCUCAGUUACAGGCUGAAGAAGAAGCCCGAGCUCGUCGCAGAAGUCCGGUACCACCAGCACAGGCACAAUCUGGAGCUGCGUCCGAUUACUAUGCUGAGAACUCCCGCGUGCAGUCCCCCCAGGGACCAUCAACAUCACCCGCACCCAAACAGGAGCGGAGCAGGGGCUUUUUGGGCAAGUUAAUGGGAAGACACUCUGGCGGUAGCAGCAGCAAUGGUGGUGGUGGUGCGAGUUACAGUCGGCCACCGCAGCAAGCAGCCUAUGGGUAUCCUCAGGCCGGAUACGGUGGGUAUCCUCCACAGCAGGCGGGGUAUGGUUAUCCUUCGUAUCCGGCACAGGGUGGCUAUUAUCCACAGCAGCAGGCGCCGCAGCGGCGACAUAAUGGCAUGGGAACUGCGGGGGCUGCGGCGUUAGGUGUUGGGGGUGGUUUGCUGGGUGGCUUAUUGUUGGCGGAUGCUGUUGAGGAUCUCGGACAUGAUUUUGAUGGUCCGCCUCCGGGUGAUUUUGGUGGUGGUGAUUUUGGUGGAGGGGAUUUCGGUGGCGAUGACUUUGGGGGUGAUUUCUAG
Molecule: messenger RNA, 882 nt
Organism: Aspergillus niger
Lineage: Eukaryota; Fungi; Ascomycota; Eurotiomycetes; Eurotiales; Aspergillaceae
Exons: 2
Coding region: 1-882 (293 amino acids)
Molecular function (GO): protein binding
Source: RefSeq, a predicted model, not a curated record